Sphaerodactylus townsendi is the source of this 2502-nucleotide messenger RNA. It is a transcript of the gene FST, whose product is annotated as follistatin. Bases 107 to 1057 code for a protein of 316 amino acids. NCBI's taxonomy places the organism in Eukaryota, Metazoa, Chordata, Lepidosauria, Squamata, Sphaerodactylidae. Gene Ontology annotation, biological process: cell differentiation; multicellular organism development; negative regulation of activin receptor signaling pathway. The transcript is spliced from 6 exons. Gene Ontology annotation, molecular function: protein binding; activin binding. The record is from RefSeq and is a predicted model, not a curated record.
UCAUAAGCAGGCGGGCGGGCUUGGUGUGCUCCGGCGCUGCCUCGCCUCACUUUAGCCAGCAGAGGUUGCGUGGCUUCUCUUCCACUGGGGGAAAAUAAAACUGAGGAUGUUAAACCGGAGAAUAGUCCCGGGCAUGGUUUUACUCCUGGCGUUUUUCUGCCUCUUCUUGGAAGAUCAAACAGCACAGGCUGGGAAUUGCUGGCUCCGGCAAGCCAGAAACGGGCGCUGCCAGGUCCUCUACAAGAACGGCUUGAGCAAAGAAGAGUGCUGUAAAACGGGCAGGCUGACCACUGCGUGGACUGAGGAAGAUGUCAGUGAUCACAUUCUUUUCAAGUGGAUGAUUUUUAGCGGGGGUGCCCCCAAUUGCAUCCCCUGCAAAGAAACAUGUGAGAAUGUGGAUUGUGGGCACGGGAAGAAAUGUAAAAUGAACAAGAAGAACAAACCUCGGUGUGUCUGCGCUCCGGACUGCUCUAACAUCACAUGGAAGGGCCCAGUGUGUGGCUUGAAUGGAAAAACCUACAGGAAUGAGUGUGCCCUCUUGAAGGCCAGAUGUAAAGAACAACCAGAACUUGAAGUCCAGUAUCAUGGCAAAUGCAGAAAGACCUGUAGGGAUGUCUUAUGUCCAGGCAGCUCCACAUGUGUGGUUGAUCAAAAUAAUAAUGCCAACUGUGUGACCUGCAAUCGGAUUUGCCCAGAGCCUACCUCCCCUGAACAGUAUCUCUGUGGGAACGAUGGGAUAACAUAUCCUAGUGCCUGUCAUCUGAGGAAUGCCACCUGUCGGCUUGGAAGAUCCAUUGGACUAGCCUACGAAGGAAAAUGCAUCAAGGCAAAAUCUUGUGCAGACAUCCAGUGCAGCUCUGGGAAGAAAUGUCUGUGGGAUUUUAAAGUGGGCCGAGGACGAUGCGACCUUUGCGACGAGCUGUGCCCUGAAAGCAAAUCAGAUGAAGCUGUCUGCGCCAGCGAUAACACCACUUAUCCCAGCAAGUGUGCCAUGAAGGAGGCGGCUUGUUCCCUGGGUAUGCUUUUGGAAGUCAAGCACCCAGGAUCUUGCAACUGAAUCUGCCAAUAAAAAGCUGAGCCAUUGAGUCUUCAGAACUUGCUGCAAUUAUGACUUCAUAGAUUAUAUGUCACACACACGCACGCGCACACACGCACGCCAAAACAAAACAAAACUGUAUUGCAUAACAGCAGGUGCCAACGGGCAUCGCACCACAAGCCACGUUUAAAAACAAAACAGAAAAGCUACACUCUCUUAUGGCUAUGCAGGGGGCUUUGACCACAAAAAACUGAGCUGCUUCUGCCGCUGUUGUUGUCUAUAUUUAAACAACAGCUCCCCUGUAUUCUCCUAUCUAGCCAUUAAUGAAGAUCCAGAGGAAGACGAUGACGAAGAUGACCAGGACUACACCUUUCCUAUAUCUUCCAUUCUAGAGUGGUAAAACUUCCAUCACUGUUGGGACACUCAUUGGGCAAGAGAUACAAAAUGUCCAUACUGUACAUACGUGUAUGCUUAUUUAUUUGGGGGAGAAAAAAAAGUAUACAUAUAGUUGAGUCUUGUAGACAUUUAUUUAUACUGUGUCAUGGUUUUAUAAUUUAUACAUAAAAAUGUCUGGUUGACUGUACACCUUUUUUUGGAGGAAAUUUAAUCUUUAUGGGAUGAGCAGUGUUAUUUAUUGUGAGGUCUCUUGCUUGUAAAGUAAAGCUUUUUUUUUCUUGUAAACUAUAAAUCCAUUCCUUAGAGCUUAACCCGCCCUCCCCAUCACAAAUCUUAUUUCCUUGUUUCCACCAACGUUAACUCUUUUCCACUUUAACAAAACUUUGCAUGUCCAUUUCUGUUACAUUUUUUUUAAUUUAUUACAUUUCCUUCUUGCCAGUUCUGUACAUAAACAUACGAUCCCUCGGGUAUUUGUUUACAAGGAAUCUUGACUGACCAAAAGGCGCUGCAAACUGACUUAACUAUAUAUUUGGGGUGCAACGGUGCAUUCUUUAAGGAAACCUCUGCCCCAUUUUUAGCUUACUGUUCUUCUGAUCGCAUCAUGUGUCGUGAUGAUCUCAAAGUACUGGACAUUUAUUUUGUACGAUGAGAAUUUUAGACCCAAAGAAAUUGAAUUAUGAAGGCUGUUAAUAGUGAUGUGGCUUAAAUGUAAUGAGGGUAUAGUUUUUUUAAAAAUACAUUUUCACAUGCAUCAGUGUUCAUUGGGUGUUUCCUUACAUAGUCCUGCUUUUUGUAUACAAGAAAACCAACAAAGCUCCUUAUUGUUUCAUUCAAAGUGUUCACGAAAUAUUAUAUCACAAACUUUAUCAGUUCAAGUUUCUUGCUUUUCAUAAUACUUUUUUUCUGAGGCAAUUUUAUAUUUUCAAACAUGGCGAGUUAAAUAUAAAUUCAUUUAAAUAUAUAGUUUUGUACUUUUCUACCAUGUAAAUGUGCAAUGUAUAUAAAAGUUAUAAUGUGUAUUUGUAAAUAAAUUAUGAGUGAAAAAUAAAAAAAAUGGAUUUUUCCCUAUA